GCAAGUGCCCAUUGGAUUUGUUGUUAUAAAAACAGCACCUUGAAAAAUUGGUGAGAGAGCAAAGCAUUUGCAUGACUUCUUCUCUCUCUUCUCUACUUCUCUUCUGGACCUGACUCACUGACCUGUGCUUUGCUUAUAAACAAGGGCAGAGACAGAGAGAGAGAAGCAUUGGAGUUUGCUCAAUUUGGGUUUGACAUAAUCGCCCACAUUCAUUCAAUUUUCUUCUUUCUUUAAAGGCUCGAGCUUUGGAGCCUCCGAAGAGAGAAGGGUCUCUCUCUGUGUCUCCGCCAAUUCAAUUCAUGGGUUUCGUCUACUGCUGUCAUUGCAUGCUUCUCUUUCUCAUUUAUUAGCUCAAAGAUCUCACCUUUCCAAUCUCUCCGCCCUUUCAAUCGUUCUGGGUCUUCUGCGUUUUCAGAGCGUUGUGUAAAUGGCCAAUGCAUCUGGGUUCUUUACUACUCCUUCAGUUCCCAGCCUGAGGAGGAAGGUUCAGCCUUCAUUAGCCAUUUUUGGAUCUGGGUUUCGCUCCCCUGAGGGAUUCUCCAGGAGGGUAGUGUUCUGCUCCAGCGUUGAGAAGCAAGCUGGAGCUUCCUCCUCUACUGAAUCUAGAGCACCCAGGCUUGUCAGUAAAGGCUGCAAAUUAGUUGGGUGUGGCUCGGCAGUACCCAGUCUUAAUAUUUCAAAUGACGAGCUUUCAAAAAUAGUAGACACUAACGAUGAAUGGAUAUCUGUUCGUACUGGGAUUCGUAAUCGACGAGUUAUUUCAGGCAAAGAAAGCCUAACCUUAUUAGCAGCGGAGGCAGCAAAGAAAGCUCUUGAGAUGGCACAGGUUGAUGCUGAUGAUGUAGACCUAAUCUUGAUGUGCACCUCUACACCUGAUGAUCUUUUUGGCGGUGCUCCUCAGGUUCAAAAAGCACUUGGCUGCAAAAAGAACCCCUUGUCCUAUGAUAUAACAGCUGCCUGUAGUGGAUUCGUAUUGGGUUUAGUAUCAGCUGCUUGUCACAUUAGGGGAGGCGGAUUCAAAAAUGUUCUAGUUAUCGGGGCUGAUGCUCUUUCUCGGUUUGUUGACUGGUCUGACAGAGGAACCUGUAUUCUCUUUGGGGAUGCUGCCGGGGCUGUUUUAGUACAGGCCUCUGACAUUGAGGAGGAUUUCUUACUUGGUUUUGAUGUUCAUAGUGAUGGUGACGGAAGCAGACAUCUAAAUGCUACAUUCAAAGGAAAUGAAACAGAUAGUGAAUUGGGUUCUAAUGGUUCAGUCUUAGACUUCCCUCCAAGACGAUCUUCAUAUUCUUGUGUUCAAAUGAAUGGAAAAGAAGUCUUUCGGUUUGCAUGUCGAAGUGUGCCACAAUCGAUUGAGAAUUCGCUUGCAAAUGCUGGUAUCCCUGCAUCUAGCAUUGAUUGGUUACUGCUCCAUCAGGCAAACCAGAGGAUUCUUGAUGCAGUUUCUAGUCGCUUGGAUAUCCCAUCAGAACAGGUUAUAUCAAAUUUGGCGAACUAUGGUAACACAAGUGCCGCUUCGAUUCCUUUGGCCUUAGAUGAAUCUGUAAGAAGUGGCAAGGUGAAACCAGGCCAUACAAUAGCAGCUGCAGGCUUCGGAGCAGGUCUCACGUGGGGUUCGGCUAUUCUAAGAUGGGGCUGAAAACCUCAUCCUAGUGCCAAGAUAGAAGAGUAUAUGCUAUGAAGCGCAGUUUUGAAAUUCUUGCUUCACAUUUCUCGUGUAUCAUCAUCAUCAUCAAAUGAACAAACCUCAGCCCCCUUUUGUUUGUUUGCCUUUUUCUUACUUGGUAGCUUUGACACCUUCAAUAAGAUUUGUAUUCUUUUCCUCCGGUCCAAUAAUGUAUUUGUUUCUUGAGUCACAAGCCAUAUGUAGAAUAACAAUUCUGGUACCAAAACUAAGACAGUUAUAUGUAUAUCUCAUUGUCUCUAUUGGACAUUUCCUUACAG
Molecule: messenger RNA, 1941 nt
Organism: Fragaria vesca subsp. vesca
Lineage: Eukaryota; Viridiplantae; Streptophyta; Magnoliopsida; Rosales; Rosaceae
Product: 3-oxoacyl-[acyl-carrier-protein] synthase III, chloroplastic-like
Exons: 8
Coding region: 428-1636 (402 amino acids)
Biological process (GO): fatty acid biosynthetic process
Cellular component (GO): chloroplast
Molecular function (GO): 3-oxoacyl-[acyl-carrier-protein] synthase activity
Source: RefSeq, a predicted model, not a curated record